GCGGCGAAGGGGAGCUGAAGGAGAGUGGGGCGGGGCGGACGGGUGAGCGAGCGGCGCCAUGCCCCGCACACGGGAGUUACCCACGUUCGAUGAGCUCGAGGUGCAUGAGGUGCUGGUGAGCUCAGCGGUGCUGAAGGCAGCGGCCCACCACUAUGGCUCACAGUGUGACCAGCCCAACAAGGAGUUUGCGCUGUGUCGCUGGGAGGAGAAGGACCCGCGCAAGUGCCUGCAAGAGGGCAAGGAGGUCAACCGCUGCGCCCUCAACUUCUUCAGGAAUGUAAAGCUGCACUGUGCAGAACCUUUUACUGAAUACUGGACCUGUAUUGACUAUACCAACCUGCUGGAGCUUCGUCGAUGCCGGAAACAGCAGGCAGCAUUUGAUGAUUGUGUGCUGGAGAAGCUGGGCUGGGUGAGACCUGACCUGGGGCAUUUGUCUAAGGUCACAAAAGUGAAGACAGACCGUCCCAAGCCUGAGAAUCCCUAUCAUUCCAGAUCUAGACCACAGCCAAAUCCAUCCUAUGACGGAGAGUUGAAGUCUUCUACACAUGGCAGUAGGAGCUUUUUCUGGCCGUGGUAAACGGGACAGAACACUCUGUAGCUCCAACUCUGAGGCCUGUCCUUUACCAAUGUAAACUAUCUUGUCCAGCAUGUAUCAGGUGAAAUCCUUAUUCUGUAAUGAUUAAAAACAUUUACUGGCUUGGUA
This is a messenger RNA of Gavialis gangeticus (Gharial), 703 nucleotides long. It is a transcript of the gene NDUFA8, whose product is annotated as NADH:ubiquinone oxidoreductase subunit A8. Lineage: Eukaryota; Metazoa; Chordata; Crocodylia; Gavialidae. The coding region runs from base 59 to 577 and encodes 172 amino acids. The transcript has 4 exons. Gene Ontology annotation, biological process: mitochondrial electron transport, NADH to ubiquinone. The record is from RefSeq and is a predicted model, not a curated record.